Lonchura striata (white-rumped munia) is the source of this 1306-nucleotide messenger RNA. It is a transcript of the gene MSTN, whose product is annotated as myostatin. Gene Ontology annotation, cellular component: extracellular region. NCBI's taxonomy places the organism in Eukaryota, Metazoa, Chordata, Aves, Passeriformes, Estrildidae. The record is from RefSeq and is a predicted model, not a curated record. Gene Ontology annotation, molecular function: cytokine activity; growth factor activity.
AUAUAAGGUACACCACUGUGGCAAGCUGUCUCUCAGAUUGCAUUUGCUUGCACGGAUCUGUUUAGUACUGAAAGGGAAAGGGGGAGGGGGAAAAAAAAGAAGGGAAAAGUGCUGCACUGAAUGUGAGAUCAUGCAAAAGCUAGUGCUCUAUGCUUCUAUUUACCUGUUCAUGCUGAUUUCGGUUGAUCCGGUGGCUCUUGAUGACAGCAGUCAGCCCACAGAGAACGCUGAAAAGGACGGACUGUGCAAUGCUUGUACAUGGAGACAGAAUACAAAAUCUUCCAGAAUAGAAGCCAUAAAAAUUCAGAUCCUCAGCAAACUGCGUCUGGAACAAGCUCCUAACAUUAGCAGGGAUGUUAUUAAACAACUUUUACCCAAGGCUCCUCCACUGCAGGAACUGAUUGAUCAGUAUGAUGUGCAGAGAGAUGACAGUAGCGAUGGCUCUUUGGAAGAUGAUGACUAUCAUGCCACCACCGAAACGAUUAUCACAAUGCCUACAGAGUCUGAUUUUCUUGUACAAAUGGAGGGAAAACCAAAAUGUUGCUUCUUUAAGUUUAGCUCUAAGAUACAAUAUAACAAAGUAGUAAAAGCACAAUUGUGGAUAUACUUGAGGCAAGUCCAAAAACCUACAACGGUGUUUGUGCAGAUCCUGAGACUUAUUAAGCCCAUGAAAGAUGGUACAAGAUAUACUGGAAUUCGAUCUUUGAAACUUGACAUGAACCCAGGCACCGGUAUUUGGCAGAGUAUUGAUGUGAAGACAGUGUUGCAAAAUUGGCUCAAACAGCCUGAAUCCAAUUUAGGCAUCGAAAUAAAAGCUUUUGAUGAGAACGGACGGAAUCUUGCUGUAACUUUCCCAGGACCGGGUGAAGAUGGAUUGAACCCAUUUCUAGAGGUCAGAGUUACAGACACACCAAAAAGGUCCCGCAGAGAUUUUGGUCUCGACUGUGACGAGCACUCGACAGAAUCCCGAUGUUGCCGCUACCCGCUGACAGUGGAUUUCGAAGCUUUCGGGUGGGAUUGGAUUAUCGCUCCUAAAAGAUACAAAGCGAAUUAUUGCUCCGGAGAAUGUGAAUUUGUGUUUUUACAAAAGUACCCUCACACCCACCUGGUGCACCAAGCCAACCCCAGAGGCUCGGCAGGCCCUUGCUGCACGCCCACCAAGAUGUCCCCCAUCAACAUGCUGUACUUCAACGGCAAAGAACAAAUCAUCUACGGCAAGAUACCAGCCAUGGUUGUAGAUCGCUGCGGGUGCUCAUGAGAUCCUCGUCGGAUCCACCGCUUCACACAUCAUGGAAGCUACCAAAAA